CCAUUAAAAUCAAAUAAAAAUGAACUUAGUUUAAAACGUUCUCUCCAAACCCAUAGUCCCAAAAUCAAGACACAAAACAAUGCAGAAAAGCAACAACCAAAGCAAGAAGGCCUGGCCCCUGCCCCUAGUGGCCGUGGGAUCGAUCGCCGCCGCGUCGCUUGUACUCCUCCUCCUUGCCAAAAACGCCUCCGCACCAUACCUCUGCGGCGCGUCACGCCCCUCGGCGACGAACCUCCAGCUGGAUGCCGUGCUCCAGUACGCGACGUCCACGGUGGUCCCGCAGCAGUCCUUGGCCGAGAUCUCGGUCACGUCCCGCGUCCUUCGCUCCCUGGCCCCCACGAACUUCCUCGUGUUUGGGCUCGGGCGCGACUCGCUCAUGUGGGCCUCCCUCAACCCACAUGGCAAGACGCUAUUCCUCGAGGAGGACCCCAAGUGGGUCCAAACCGUCUUAGGAGACGCCCCCGCCCUCCGGGCCCACACCGUCCCCUAUCGCACCCAACUCUCCCAGGCCGACGAAUUGAUGCGACAUUUCCGCUCCGAGCCUGACUGCUCUCCCAGUAAAUCCUUCCUACGUGGCAACGACAAAUGCAGGUUAGCGCUGAACAUGCUGGAGAAUGAGGUGUACGAUACGGAGUGGGACCUGAUAAUGAUCGACGCGCCGCGAGGGUAUUUCCCGGAGGCGCCGGGGAGGAUGGCGGCGAUAUACUCGGCGGCGGUGAUGGCGAGGAACCGGAAGGGAAGGGGCGUGACGCACGUGUUCCUGCACGACGUGGACCGGCGGGUGGAGCAGAUGUACGCGGAGGCGUUCUUAUGCAAGAAGUAUCGAGUGAAGGCGGAGGGGAGGCUGUGGCAUUUCGAGAUACCGCCCGCCGCUGAUAUCAACACCCACUUUUGCUAGGCCCACACCAUCACUGGAAAACGAGUUGGUAUAAAAUAGAUAGAUAUGCAAUAAAUAAAUUACUUUGUUGUAAAAUCAUAAUUUAGUUAAAUUUUUUCCGUUUCGCAUCUUCGAAGAAACUUUGAAAAUGAAAAGAAAAAAAUAUGAAAUAUGGAUUUGUACGUUGAAAUUUUUUUAUGAAAUUAUAUUAGAUUGUCAUUUGAAAUAAAAAAUCAUAUGUGGAUGUCACUGACAGUGAGUUAAAUGAUGUCGUCUGUUCUAAAAAGUGACAUUGUUUUAUUGUAAAAUAUCAACAAUACAAUCGAUUGUUUCCGCUGCAGAAUAAUUCAAACUUAAUUAA
Molecule: messenger RNA, 1238 nt
Organism: Salvia splendens (bonfire salvia)
Lineage: Eukaryota; Viridiplantae; Streptophyta; Magnoliopsida; Lamiales; Lamiaceae
Product: probable methyltransferase At1g27930
Exons: 2
Coding region: 80-898 (272 amino acids)
Biological process (GO): xylan biosynthetic process
Source: RefSeq, a predicted model, not a curated record